Pimephales promelas (fathead minnow) is the source of this 2235-nucleotide messenger RNA. The record is from RefSeq and is a predicted model, not a curated record. NCBI's taxonomy places the organism in Eukaryota, Metazoa, Chordata, Actinopteri, Cypriniformes, Leuciscidae.
CCUGUGUUUUACACUAUAUGUGUAUCUCUGUUUUUGAGGCAGAUAUGUCUUGAGAUCCAGUCUGAUACAAUGGCUGGUAAUAUCCAGUAACCACUUCCAGAGGACACACUUUUUAUGUGGAGUGUCUUACCAGGAGCUUCACUUUCUGAAAAUGGCAGAAGCCAGUAUUUCUGGUGCUGAGGAUCAGGUCAUCUGUCCAAUCUGUCUGGACCUACUGAAGGAACCAGAGACCAUUCCCUGUGGACACAGUUACUGUAUGAGCUGUAUUACAGACUACUGGAAUAAAGAAGAUCAGAAGAGAAUCUACAGCUGCCCUCAGUGCAGACAGACCUUCAGUACAAGACCUGUUUUAUGGGAAAACACCAUGGCUAAAGCGCUGGAGAUAUUGGAAAAGACAAAAGUUGCUCAUUCUGUUCAGAGUCAUGCUGCGUCUAAUAAUGUGAAGUGUGACAUCUGUAAUGAGGAAAAGUCCGAUCUCGUGUGUAGGAACCCUCGCUGUCAAGAUGACCAAGAUACCAUAAAUCAACUGUGUAAGGCAAUUAGUGAGUUGGCUGAUCAAAUUGAAAUGACGCAUAUUCAUGAUAGCAUCUUAAUGAUGCAUCUUCAUGAUGCUUCACAGAGCAUCAAUAUCCAUCAUCCCUUUUCUUUCUUAACAAAAUAUGUCUCUCAGCUGGAAGACAAAAUAAAUAGAUGGCAUAAGGAAACAUAUGGAAGAGGACAGGCAUUUGCAGUAAACAUAUGGACAAGUUUACAGAACUGGACUGGAGACACCGCUGGAAGUAGAAUAUCUACAGUAAUUUCAAAUGUUUUGAAAGACCCAAAAGAGCCGAACGUCUCUGCGCCUGAACCUUCUGAAAUGAAUCUUCACUGUCAGUCUUGUGUUCACAUUGUCGACUGUGAUCAGUGGGUUCAAGUGGAGCCGUCAGUCUGUACAGAUGAAGGAGGGUCAAAGUUCAGCAUCAGCACUCCGGCGGGCCGAUUCGAGUGCAGCAGGACCAGAAUCCGAUGGGUCUGUGGGGGUGACGUCAGUCUCCAGUAUCGUCCAGUGGAUGGACGUUUCCUCAGUGCAGAGCUGGAGAGGCUUCAGUGUGAGCGAAUUGGUCCAGUGAUCGAUGUGACCGUUAUCUCAGGGAAACUGGAGGAGGCCCAUCUGCCUCAUUACGCCUGUUUAGCAGAGUCUGACCCCUCUCUCAAAGAUGAUGUGAAGCUGCUCAGUGUUGAAAAUGAGGGAAUAACCUUGGAAUCAGUGGAGUUGACUCGUUUUCAUGCCAGAAUACUCCAACCAUAUUUUUCUCCUAAAACAGUACUUGUGAAACUAGGGAUAUCAGUGAAAAUGCACUGUGAUCUACUUAUCUUCAUUGCAAAACAGAACCCCAUUAUUCUCCAUGUGUAUUUUUUCCCAUCAGAUUCUGUUGUCGCAAAAAAAAUUAAAAAGGAGGAAAAGCCAAAUCAUCAAAUCAAGUGUUCAAGACCUGAAACCCCACUGCAGAUGAUGAAAAAACACAGUCUUGAGGUUCCUGGUGCUUCUGUCCAACCGAAAGAGAUCAAGCUAAGAGGUGACAUCGAGCCAAACUUCUUUCAGGUUAAACAAACUGUUGCAGAUGACAUCAAAAUGACUCUCAGCCGAGUGGAUGAUCAGAAAACAAUAUGGGCUGCAACAAUUUGGAAAGAAUUAACCAACAUCGAUCCAAACAAAGCUGUAAAUAUACAACAACAUAAUACACCACCAGUGGCUGUCAACUUUGAUAAAGCUCAAUAUUUUGAUAGAAAUUGGAGUGGUCUUAUCAAAAGCGUUACGAAUGUGAACGCCAUUGCAGACAAACUUCUUCAGAAGCAAAUCAUUCAUGAGGAAAUAUAUUCUGAAAUCACACACCCGACUUCAACCGCAGAAGAAAGCAUGAGAAAGAUCUGCAGCAUUGUGCGGAAAGGUGGUGUUGCUGUGAAGGAAAGUUUCAUCUCAGUUCUUCUGGAAGAAAAUCCCAAACUUUUAAAUCAUCUGCCUUUAUCAGACUCUUAAACUUUUUCUAGAUGACUGUACAUUAUUUUACAUGAGUUGUGAAAUGACAUGAAAACGGCAGGUGAUGAACUGGAGAAAUGACACUACAACAGUGUAUUUGACUAUUUUAGUCAAAACAUGUUCAUUGUUUGAAUUAAAGAAAAGGCAAAUGAUCUGCUUGUCUGUACAAAUUAGAUAAAAAACAAAUCACUAAGACUGAUAAGAACAGUGAAUAAGGU